This is a messenger RNA of Gastrolobium bilobum, 2002 nucleotides long. Its product is annotated as hydroxyisourate hydrolase-like. Gene Ontology annotation, biological process: carbohydrate metabolic process. Gene Ontology annotation, molecular function: beta-glucosidase activity. The coding region runs from base 62 to 1741 and encodes 559 amino acids. The transcript is spliced from 12 exons. The record is from RefSeq and is a predicted model, not a curated record. Lineage: Eukaryota; Viridiplantae; Streptophyta; Magnoliopsida; Fabales; Fabaceae.
CCGUUUUGUGAAAUGGAUAGUUGGAUACUGGUUGUUCACUUCCUCUGUCUCUCCAUGUAUAAUGACUAUUAAAGGGAUGGAUAAGGUGCCCUCUGCAUCACAAACUGUAACAUUGAUGAUGGAACCGGAAACAUCUUUGAGCCAUGCUUUCAUGCUCACUCUCUUACUUCUGAACUUCGCUCUCGGAGUUCUGAGUGCUGAUAAUUAUAGCAGAGAUGACUUCCCACUUGAUUUUGUCUUUGGCGCAGGAACCUCUGCUUAUCAGGUGGAAGGAGCCGCUAGCAAAGAUGGAAGAACUCCUAGCAUCUGGGAUACCUUUGCGCAUGCCGGUUAUAUCCAUGGAGAAAAUGGAGAUGUAGCCUGUGAUGAGUACCACAAAUAUAAGGAAGAUGUGCGGCUCAUGGUGGAAACAGGCCUUGAUGCCUACAGAUUUUCCAUUUCUUGGUCGAGACUGAUACCAAAUGGUAGAGGACCCGUCAAUCCCAAAGGGUUACAGUACUACAACAAUCUCAUCAAUGAACUCAUCAGCAAUGGAAUCCAACCACAUGUCACGCUACACAACUUUGAUUUUCCACAGGCACUUGAAGAUGAAUAUGGAGGAUGGGUCAGUCGUGACAUCAUAAGAGACUUCACAGACUAUGCGGAUGUGUGUUUUAGAGAGUUUGGUGACAGAGUGUUGUAUUGGACUAGUGUGAACGAGCCCAAUGUGUUCGCCUUAGGUGGUUAUGAUCAGGGAACUGCCCCACCUCAUCGAUGUUCUCCCCCAUUUUGUGCUACAAACAGCACUAGGGGCAAUUCAACAUCUGAGCCUUACUUGGUAGUUCAUCAUGUUUUGUUAGCGCAUUCUUCAGCUGCAAGAUUGUAUAGGAGAAAGUAUAGGGUAUAUCACCUAAUCUCUCUCUCUCUCUCUCGUUUCAUAUUAUGCAUUUUACUUCUUGACUUAUUUUUUGUUUAUUUAAUUUUUUUAUUGCAGGACAAACAACAUGGAUUUGUUGGUAUAUCUGUCUUCACAUUUGGGAUCUUUCCUGUAACAAAUACAGAAAAAGACAGGGUAGCAUCUCAGAGAUUCCAUGAUUUUCUUGUUGGUUGGAUUGUGGAACCCUUGGUGCAUGGAGACUAUCCCACCUCCAUGAAAACAAAUGCAGGUGCAAGGAUUCCAGCCUUCACAAAUCAUGAAUCCAAACAAGUUAAGGGUUCAUGUGACUUUAUAGGCGUAAUUCACUACACCAAUGUUAAUGUCACAGACAACUCUGACGCCCUGAAGAACAAACUCAGAGAUUACAAUGCAGACAUGGCUAUAAAUUAUUGUAAGUACUUCAUUAAGUUUAUGGAUAGUGACUAUAGUAACACACCAUGGGGUUUACAAGAAGAACUGAGUACAAUCAAGCUCCUUUAUGGCAAUCCUCCUAUAUUCAUUCUUGAAAAUGGUCAACGGACCCCAAACAAUUCAUCACUGCAAGAUGUGUCGAGGGUGCAAUACUUGAGUGCAUAUAUUGGUGGUGUGCUUGAUGCAUUGAGAGAUGGAUCAAAUGUAAAGGGGUAUUUUGCAUGGUCUUUCAUGGAUGUGUUCGAGUUGUUGGGUGGAUACGAGUCGAGUUUUGGUUUAUAUUAUGUUGAUCGGGAUGAUCCAGAGUUGAAGAGAUACCCAAAGCUCUCUGCAAAAUGGUACAGCCAGUUUUUGAAGGGUAAAAGCACCUCUAUAGUUGAAGCCAUUGAACUUGAGAAGGAUCCAUCAUAUUGACCACAUAUUUGAGUAGUUUCUUUAAUUUUGUUUGCAUCUCAGCAUCAUUGCAUAAUGGUGUUCCUAGCUAUGCUUAACUUCCCUUUUGUGUAUAUAUAUUAUUUGGAGAAAGCCUAGCUGCACGGGCAAAUUUCCACUCGGAGAAAGAAGUGGCUGGUAGGUAGAGCCACUGAAGGAAUGUAUAAUGGAAACAAGACUAUGUCGUAUGAUAUGUAUAAGAAAUAAAGAAAUUUAAGACGAGUAUAUAAUUAUGGGUAAUGU